Messenger RNA from Antechinus flavipes (yellow-footed antechinus), 7203 nucleotides. RefSeq names its product N-6 adenine-specific DNA methyltransferase 1 (gene HEMK2). The coding region runs from base 635 to 1294 and encodes 219 amino acids. The record is from RefSeq and is a predicted model, not a curated record. Gene Ontology annotation, cellular component: eRF1 methyltransferase complex. The transcript is spliced from 6 exons. NCBI's taxonomy places the organism in Eukaryota, Metazoa, Chordata, Mammalia, Dasyuromorphia, Dasyuridae. Gene Ontology annotation, molecular function: S-adenosylmethionine-dependent methyltransferase activity; nucleic acid binding; protein methyltransferase activity. Gene Ontology annotation, biological process: methylation.
AAUAUCCCUUACUUAACCCUUACUCAGAUUUGAUGUUUGAUUUCUGUAUAUACUUUUGGGAGUAGGGAUGUUUGUUUUGUAUCAAAAUAAACUGCCGUAAAAUAUGCACAUUUCUGAUUUAUUUGUGGCUUGGCUGACUAAAUUGAUCUAAACAGACAAUCUUUUUAUUAUUUUUUAUUAAAGCUCUUUAUUUACAAAACAUAUGCAUGGGUAAUUUUUCAACAUUGACCCUUGCAGACCUUCUGUUCCAAAUUUUCCCCUCCCUUCCCCCACCCUCUCCCCUAGAUGGCAGGUUGUCCAAUACAAGUUAAAUAUUAAACAGAUAAUCUUAAAGGAAGUUUACGACUUCUCUGGGAGCAAGCUUAGAAUCCCAAAUGGGGAAAAGUAGCUUUGCAUAGUCAUCCGUGACAGGAACGGAUGUGAUAAGCGGCCUCACAGGUCGAAAGGGUGACAACUAAACAACCGAGUAUCUCGGCCAACACUAACAACAAAGAAGCCGGAUGGUCAGGCCGGGGCGGGCGGGGGAGGGGAGCAAUUCUACGCAUACUCCGGGAGAACGGGCGCGCAUUGGGCACUUACGAACACAAGCCAGAGCCCGCCCAGAGCCACGCCCAGCAAGACCGGCGCGAAAGAGAUGGCGCAGGGGGGCUGGGCCCCGCCUCGUUUUUCGACUCCAUUGCACCGACACGUGGGACAAGGUGCUUUCCGGGAGGUAUACGAGCCAGCCGAAGACACUUUCUUGCUGCUGGACGCACUGGAGGAAGCAGCCGCGGAACUUAAGGGAGUAGAGAUAUGCCUUGAAAUAGGAUCAGGAUCUGGCAUCGUGUCUGCAUUCCUGGCUUCAAUUAUUGGCCCUCAGGCUUUGUAUGUGUGUACUGAUAUCAACCCUAAAGCAGCUGACUGUACCUUGGAGACAGCACUGUGUAACAAAGUUCACAUUCAGCCAAUAAUUACAGAUUUGGCCAAAGGAUUGUUACCAAGGUUAUUCAGGAAAGUUGAUCUUCUGGUAUUUAACCCACCUUAUGUAGUAACGCCUUCUGAAGAGGUAGGAAGUCAUGGAAUAGAGGCAGCAUGGGCUGGUGGCAGAAAUGGCCGAGAAGUCAUGGACAGAUUCUUCCCUUUGGCUGCAGACCUCCUAUCGCCAGAAGGAUUUUUCUAUUUAGUUACUAUUAAAGAAAACAAUCCAGAUGAAAUUAUGGAAACAAUGAAGAAAUAUGGUUUACAGGGCAUAAGGGUACUUUCCAGACAAGCAGGAAGAGAAAUUCUUUCAGUUCUAAAGUUCAACAAAUUCUAAUAAAUUAAUGUGAAAUGUUGAGUCGUUAGUAUACUUUUAAAACUAAAGCUAUUCAGCCCUGUCUGUAGUGGCUAGAAACUGGAAAAUGAAUGGAUGCCCAUCAAUUGGAGAAUGGCUGGGUAAAUUGUGGUAUAUGAAUGUUAUGGAAUAUUAUUGUUCUGUAAGAAAUGACCAGCAGGAUGAAUACAGAGAGGACUGGCGAGACUUACAUGAACUGAUGAAAUGAGCAGAACCAGGAGAUCAUUAUACACUUCGACAACGAUAUUGUAUGAGGACAUAUUUUGAUGGAAGUGGAUUUCUUUGACAAAGAGACCUGAGUUUCAAUUGAUAAAUGAUGGACAAAAGCAGCUACACCCAAAGAAAGAACACUGGGAAACGAAUGUGAACUAUCUGCAUUUUUGUUUUUCUUCCCGGGUUAUUUAUACCUUCUGAAUCCAAUUCUCCCUAUGCAACAAGAGAACUGUUCGGUUCUGCAAACAUAUAUUGUAUCUAGGAUAUACUGCAACAUAUCCAACAUAUAAAGGACUGCUUGCCAUCUAGGGGAGGGGGUGGAGGGAGGGAGGGAAAAAAAAAAUCGGAACAGAAACGAGUGUCAAUAUAAAGUAAUUAUUAAAUAAAAAUUAAAUAAAUAAAUGAAUAAAUAAAGCUAAAGUUAUUCCAAGAGCCAGGUAAAGAUUUGAAGUAUGUUUUUUAAAAGUGCUGAGAACAAUUUAGGUAAACUAAGUUAAAUCAAUGUUUUUCAAAAUACACCCUGUGGCUUUCCAAGAAAAUCCUGAGGGAGGGAGGGGGGAGAGAGGGGAGAGGUGCAGCUAAGUGGCACAGUGGAUAGAGCACCAACCCUGAAGUCAGAUGGACUCAAGUUCAAAUCUGGCAUCAGAUACUUAACGCGUCCCAGCUGUGUGACCCUGGGCAAGUCACUUCACCCCAAUUGCCUCAGUAAAAAAAAAAGAAAGAAAGAAAGAAAAGAAAAUCUCAGGGCUUUAAGCUAAGUCAGAGUGGUUUAUUGAAUAAUUUUCAUCAACAGUAAUAAAAACAUAUAGCAAAUGUCAUUGUCACUAAGUAACAAGAGAAGAAUUUGAUUUAUAUAAAUGUUUGUUAUUAUUUGGUCGUUCAUUUGUAUUCAGUUCUUUAAGACUCCAUGAUCAUAGUAUGCCAGUCCCUUCUAUCUGCCACUAUCUCCCAAAUUCUAUCCAGACUCUUUUGGGGGGUAAGGUAAUUCCAUUGCAGUAUCUAUAUUUCACCUUCUGUUCAUCUAUAUAUUUCACCUUCUGUUCGUCUCCUUUACUGUUUUUCAAUCUUUUCCAACAUCAGGGUUUUAUGAGUUCCCACUUCUAUUGUUUAAUUAGUUCUGUUGUUUAAACUUCAUUCAGCUUCAGUAGUUGACAUUCCAGUGAAUAGACAAUUUAAGUACUGAUUUGAUCUCCUUGCUAUCCAAGGGACUCUCAAGUCUUUUCCAGCACAGUUCUAAAGUGAUUCUACAGAGUUUAGUUUUUCCUGUAAUGCCACUUUCAUGGCCAAAUGUUGCUGGUGGAAAAACCAUAGCUUUCAGUAAAUGGACACCUUUAUUGCAGGUGAUGUCUGCUUAUUAGUAUCCUGUCUAGAUUUGCCACAGUUUCCAAGAAGCAAGUGAUUUUUAAUUUUAUGGCUGCAGUCACUGUAUGCAGUGAUCUUUUAAUCUAAGAAUAUAAAAUCUGACACUACUUCCUUUUUUCUCUCCCUCUAUUUGCCAGGAAUAAUGAGACAAGUUGACAUGAUCUUUGGAUUUUUGAUGUUUUUAGACUUCAAGCCAGUCUUUACACUCUCUUUUCUCACCUCAACAAGAAUCUUAAUUCCCCUUCUCUUUUUGCCAUCAGAGAGAUAUCAUCUGCAUAUCUGAAAUUGUUAAUAUUUCUCCCAGCAAUUUUAAUUCUGGCUUUUGACUCAUGUAACCUGGCAUUUCACAUCAUGUACUACUCUCCAUAUAAGUCAAAUAAGGUGACAACAUAAAGCUUUGUCACACUCAUUUUUCAUUCUUAAGCUAACCAUUGUUCAUAUUGAGUCCUAACUGUUGCUUCUUGGCCUGCUUAACAAAUUCCUCAGGAGACAAAAGGUGAUCUGAUACUUCUAUCUCUUGAGAACUUGCCAUAUUUUUAUGAUCUACAUAGAGGCUUUAAUGAAAUCAGUGAAGCAGAAAUAAGAUGGUUUUUCUGGAACUCCCAUGCUUUCUCCAUAAUACAGAUGUUGGCAAUAUGAUCUUUGGUUUUUCUGCCUCUUUGAAAACCAGCCUGCACUGUUAAUUCUCAGUUCAUAUUUUACUGAAACCUAGCUUGAAAAAUCUUUUUAAGUGUAACCUUGCUGGUAUAUGUGACAUAAGCAGUUGUUCAGUAGCUUGAAUUAAUAUUCUUUGAUGUUGCCUUUCUUUAGAAUUAGAAUAUAAAAUGAUCUUUUCCAAUCCAGAGGCCACUAUUGCAUAUUCCAAAUUUGCUGACAUAUUGAGUGCAGUACUUUUAACAGCAUCAUUUUUAGGAUUUUAAAUACCGUCAGCUGGAAUACCUUCAUGUUAGUCCCACUUGACUUUACUCCCCGGAUGUCUAGCUCUAGAUCAGCAACCACACCAUUGUGGUUUUUGGUGAUAUUAAGGUAUUUCUUAUAUUUCUUCUGAAUAUUCUUGCCAUCUCUUCUUAAAUCCUUACUAUUUUUGUCUUUUAUCAUGCCCAUUUUUGAAGGAAACAUUUCCUUAAUCUCUAAUUUUCUUGAUUUUUUUUUUUUGUCCUUAUUGUUCGUGUUUUCUUCUAUGUAUUUGUAACUCUCCUUGUCAUUUUCUGGAAUUCUGCAUUCAUUUCAGUCUUUCCUUAACUACUUGUCAUCAGUUAAUUUUGUUUUGCUCUUUUUCUUUGAAAUGUUUUUUGUUGCUACUUCCUGUACAGGAAGUAUGGCACUUAUCUGCCAUAUCUAAUACUUUAAAUUGAUUCAUCACUUUCUCCUUCCUAUUCAUAAGGGAUGUUUGUUAUUUAGGUCAUGCCUAUAAUGGUCUGAUGGAUUUUUCUCUUCAAUUUAUAUCUGAAUUUUGUGAGAAGCAGCUCAUGAUCUGAGCCAGUCAGUUCCAGUUCUUGUUUUAACUGGUUGCUUAGAGUUCUUCUCCAGGAUGUUGAUAUUGACUAUCUGAUGAUGCCCACCUGUAAGUCACCUUUUGAGUUGUUGAAAAAGUGUUUGCUAUGACCAGUGAGUUACUGUUAGUGUCUGCCCUCUUUCAUUUUAUACUUCACAACCAACUUGCUUUUGAUGCUAAUUUCCUUUUGAUUUCCUACUUUAGUUUUCCAAAUCAUCUGUGAUGAAUGUGACAUGUUCUUUUUUUUUGGUGUUAAUUCUCGAAAUUGUAGUUCCUCAUAGAACUGAUCAACUUAGGCUUCUUUGGCAUCAGUGAUUGGCGAAUGGACAGAAUUCUGUCUAGUCCUAUGAUUCUGAAUGGUUUACACCUUGGAUUCUAACAUGUCUUUCUGUCAGUUUUUAGAUGAUUCCCCAAUAGAUGGUUAUUCCAUUUUUCCUAAGGGAUUUUUGCUCACAGUACUAUAUGUAAUGAUCACCUGAAUUAAAUUUAACCAUUUCAGUUCACUGACAAAUACAAAUGUACUUUCAUGAGAAAAAUUAUCUUUAAAUAUCUGUAACUCGUAAAAGAAAUCACACCAUUUUAGAAUUUUGAGUUUUUCUACAUCGUUCUCUAAGGGAUGAGUGAUGGGAAAGAAUAGGAUUCAGAGCUAUGAUUUCAGUGUUAUGGGGAAUUCUAGAAUGAGAAAAUUUCAUUGGCACCAUCUUCUAAAAUUGACACCAAAUUCUGAGAGUUGCCUAGAGCACUAAAAGGUUAAGUGAUUUUUUUUUCCAGUCAGCCAGUGUGUCCAGCUGGAUUUGAACCCAGUUUACUAUAUCACAGUAGCUUUCAUUUGAUCAAUGUGAAUUAAAAAAAAAAAAAAAACAUUUUGUGAAUGACAAACCACAAUUUUCAGAGGACUAAAAAGAAAAGCACAUUACUAGCCACAUUCAGCCAGAGAUAUGAUGGAAUUAAAUUAGAAGGGUUUGGGACUUUUUAUUAGUGAUUUGUAGGGGACUGAGGAAGAAAUUAACUAGUUAAUUGCAAAAAAUACUAAAAUUUAAUUUUAAAAAAAGAUUUUGCAAACAGGUCCAUCCUUUUCUAAAAUGAAUAGCAUAAGAUUGAUGGAUUUAAUGCCACUGAUAUGACAGGGUGUAUACAUGCAAUAUAGAGUAUAAUUUGUUUUCACAUUUAAGAACAUUAGUUUUAAGUCUUUGGAGUUUGGUUAAUGGACUUUUAGUAACAUGAAAUUUAAAUGUUCAUGUAUUUAUUGUGGAAACUUUUAGGUUAUUUGUAUUACACUUUAAUACAAUGUUAUUCUUGACUAGAAAAAGUCUUUUUAUCUUUACAGAGAAAGAGGAUACACACAUCAAUCAUCAAAUGUUGGUAUAAAAAUAAAACUGCUUCAUUGCUUUUACAGUAGGUUUUCUAUUGAUUCCAUAAAUGAAUAAAUGAACCGUGAACAAUAAAUCUCAGAAAGUUACUUGAAAACACUGCUUUGACUUCUGAGGGCAAAUCCAAGAUCAACAAAGAUUCGGGGACAGAGGGGAAUUCUUCCCCCAAAUAUAACAUUCAUUUUCACACCAUUGUAAAGUUGUGGAUAUGAAGCAGUUUGUGACAUUUCAACUUUUGAAUUUAAGUAAUCAUGACAGAAGUGAGAUUGAUUUUGUCAAAAAUCUAGUAUUUUACAAAUGUCUGAAGUCAUCUUAUAACACUGAUUUUUUUUUUUUAAGUUUAACUGACAUGCUGCUACAAGAUGACAACCUUAUUAGGAUUUUAAAUUUUUUUUAGAAAACUUGACAAUUAAAAUAUGAAGGUCACAUUAUAGCACCUGUUCAUUUUCCUCCUUUUUUUGAUCUUUGAUUUUAAAAAGCUUUUUAAAAUUCAAUUAAUUUUUUUUAAAACAAGUUUAAAGAUUGAAAAACUGAAUUAGUUGAUAUUUUUAGUAUCUCUCAAUUUUAGUAUCUCCAAAAACAUACUGUUGAUUUUCAUUGACAAAUCUAUGAGGGUCUUCCCCUCUACCAGCAAAAGGAGUUAGAAUAGAAAAGUAGAAAAGUUGUGAAUAGCUGCUUAUUAUUUUUAAAUCUAAAUUUCAAUUUAAAAUCAUUGUUGUUCAUUUGGUUCAGUCAUGUCUGACUUUGCAACCCCAUUUGGGGUUUUCUUGGCAAAGAUACUGAUGUCAUUUCCUUCUUCAGUUUAUUAUACAGAUGAGGAAACUGAGACAGAAUUAAGUGACAUGCUCAGGUCACACAGCUAAUACAUGUCAGAAAAAAUCUGAACCCUGGAAGAGUAGUCUUUCUUAACUUCAAGCCUGGUUUUUAUCCACUGCUGCCUCAAAAUUAUAUUAUCAUAAUUGGAACUAUUUUUAGUUUAAUAAUACUCUGAAACCCUUAUCAAAUGCCUUAUUUGAUAUGUCCCCACAUAUGUAUUUGGAAUCCAAACAAUGCUGAGUCUGUUAGCAUGCUAUAAUUAAAUAAUACUCCCAAUGUACACAUAAAUUCUGUAAUUUAUUUUUAAUAUGCAAAUUAAAAUAAACUGAGUUUUUUACAUUGUAAAUUUGCCAAUAUUUUAUGCCAAAGAAAAGCUUCCAAAUGCUUUACAAAACAAUACAGAGGCAGGUAAACCUGAUUUCAGGAUCAUCAUAAAAAACAAAUGGAAUCUUCUGGUUGAUCCUAUUCAGAAAUAAUGGUCAUAUGAAAAUGGUUUUCUUCAGCAUUUAAAAUGUUUUAUGGGUGUGAUUGAUAGAGCAACUUUAGUAAUCUCUCAACGAAACAAUCUUUCUCAGAAAAAUGUUUCCCGGCACAGUGGACAAGUAGAUUUGUUGCUGGAUGUAAACCAUUUGUAC